Molecule: messenger RNA, 1743 nt
Organism: Cornus florida
Lineage: Eukaryota; Viridiplantae; Streptophyta; Magnoliopsida; Cornales; Cornaceae
Exons: 3
Coding region: 1-1743 (580 amino acids)
Source: RefSeq, a predicted model, not a curated record
AUGGAUCAGCUGGCAAAACUUAGCAGCACCGCCUUCAUGUGUACAACAAUAGGUAAUUUUAUGCCAUCUUUAGGUAACAUGGAUGACAGAAAUUCUAAUGAAAGUGAUAGCCUUGGUUAUUCUCGUAAUUACCACUCUUGGGACUCUCUGACAGUUUCAACCGCUAAAAAACAUUUACAAUUGAAGUAUAGUGAUUUACAUCAAAGUACUUCAGGCGUAGUAGAGUUGGAGGAUAUUGGAAUGGUAACUGUCCAAAAAUUGAAAGAUUAUGUGAAAAAAUAUUGGAUGAUGGCAGAAACAGGUGGUCCUCAAUUUGUGAUGGCUCGUUCUGUGACAUGCUCUGCUUCAGGGGCAAUAUGUUCUCUCACUACUCUCAUUUUAGCAGAAGCGGAGCUCAGGACAUACUUGACUUCCACAAAUUAUCCGGACAAUUUCAAUUCGGAUUAUAAGUUGUCAAACUUCUACGUUCUUGUGUUUCAGACUAUCGGGGUGGGAGUAGGUACAAUUAACCCAGUUUUUGGAUGGUUCAUUGCCAUAACAUUCAAGUGCUCAGUAAGAAGAGGCAAGAGCUACAAAACAGAGGAUUACUGGACCCGAAGGCUGGUAGAUUGGAGAGACAGCCCCUUGGCUUUACGCUUCCGGAGCAACAAAUUCAGAAAAAUUGUUCACUACACGAAGAAUCGAAUUCUGAACUUCGGUAUUGGAAUUCAGAUUGUGAUUGUCACAGCUAACAAAUCACUUUUGCUCAUCUCCAGUUUCUUUCCAAGCUUGUUGUUUUCAUGUUUCAGCUACUGCAAGGUCUUAAAGAGGAAGAUCCUGUCUAAAUCUAAUGUAUCAGGCAAUCACACACGAUCAGAAUCGGAACCCGAACCCGAACCCGGUACACAACUGGUCUAUCCUAGCGAUUUUGUUCUGUAUCUUGACGGCGAGGAGCAAAUGCCACUACAUAUCAUGAAGAACAUCAGCAAUGCUACAGAUCAUUUGAUUCAGAUCGGCAAAAAGAAACCGCCUAAAUUUCUUAAAGAAAUUUUAGGAAAAUCUACCGGUUUGGAGGGGGUAGCGGAUUUUGACAGCAACCAAAGUUACCAUAUUCCAUCUCUGGUUUCUGAAGAACCUCCUAACUGUUGGACUCUGCCUUUGGUUACACUAACAAGCAUCGCCAGGGCACUUCCCAACAUUGAUGAUCAGAAGAUGGAGCAGUUGCAAAGCAACAAGAAUGAAAGCCUCUUGUAUGUCAGACAAGUAGAAAAAAUCCUUGAUUCCGAAGCUGACUUGGUAAACAUCAGAAAUGCAGCAGAGAGAGUGUGGUUAGGGGUUGAUAUCAAACGCAAGUGGCUAGAUGAAGAUCUCCGAAAAUUCUCUCUUGAAACCUCAGAGGAGACUCUCAAGAGACUUGUUGGCAUGGCUGAAGUUAUUGCUGCUAAUUCAAUGUACAGAAUCAGCCAAUCAGUGUUGCGGAAUCAUGAAGGGAGCAACAAUCAAACUGAUGAUGGACUGUUCAAGCAAUUAUCUGUUAUGAUUGCGGAUAUAUUGGGUGCUUGCCUCACUAACUUACCGCGUGUCAAAAUUAUGAAAUGCUUUUGCAGUGCCAUAGAAAAGAGGGAGAACAGUGUCCAGCGUGCUGCUCAACUUCUUGGUGAAACUGAAGAGACUAUCGAAAUCCUUCAACAGCGUGAAAUUCCUAGUCUGAAUCCUAUUCAAGCGGCUAAUAUCAAUGAGUGGCGCGCUUCAAUGAAGAAAUAG